Molecule: messenger RNA, 833 nt
Organism: Hevea brasiliensis (rubber tree)
Lineage: Eukaryota; Viridiplantae; Streptophyta; Magnoliopsida; Malpighiales; Euphorbiaceae
Exons: 2
Coding region: 4-645 (213 amino acids)
Source: RefSeq, a predicted model, not a curated record
CAAAUGGGGAGUAAUUUGGCAAUUUUGGCGGCAGUGGCAUUUUGUUUCAGUGUUAGUAACCUGGUUUUCUACGGCCAUGCAAUUGAAUCAGUUAUGUAUACAUUAGUACGCUCGGAAUCAGAUUAUGAGAUCAGACUCUACAGAGAAGUCUCCUGGAUGUCUGCUCUUGUCCGAGAAACCUCCUUCGAGAAAUCUACCAAAGAUGGCUUUCAAAGGAUUCACCAAUACAUCCAUGGAGCAAACAUCAACUCUUCUCAACUUCCAAUGACUGCUCCUGUCUUAACAAGCGUCAUAACAUCAUCACCUAGGACUCUAUAUUAUGUAAAGUUGUUCCUGUCCAAGGGGAACCCUCCAGAGCCCAAUCCUGAACUGAAUUUGCAGUUGGAAACAUGGAAUGCUCAGUGUAUGGCAAUUAGAAAGUUUUCUGGGUUUGCUAAGGAUGAUAAUGUUAAGAAAGAAAUGGAGGCCCUAGUGACCAGUCUAACUAAACAUCCCACAGGAAAUACAGUUCUGGAUUAUAACAUAUCCUACACCAUUGCCCAGUACAAUUCUUCACACCACACUUCAGGACGAUUAAAUGAAGUGUGGAUUGAUGUCUCGGGGUUUAAUAUGGAGGGAUGCUUACCCAAACAAGGGAAGUAUUGAUUAUCAUGACUGAGACUUCUCAGCGUCCUGGCAGGAAUGUACGUGGAAUUGUGUAGAGAAGAGAAAUAAUGUCUUUUCAGAAAAAGACUAUAGAUUGUAAGAUACGCAGACAAGGUUUAGCGUGUAUAUUCUAAAAAGGUUUGUUUGGCUUAGGAAUGUGAAUCACUGACUUUGGGAUGACCAAUAAA